This is a messenger RNA of Lactuca saligna, 513 nucleotides long. The record is from the annotation of a GenBank genome assembly. NCBI's taxonomy places the organism in Eukaryota, Viridiplantae, Streptophyta, Magnoliopsida, Asterales, Asteraceae.
AUGGGGGCUCACACUUCAGGUUUUUCAACCCAUGUUACACCACCCAUUUCUCAUAUUCGCGUUGAUGACACUGAAAUGCUUUUCGGAGAUGAUGAAGAUGAUGAUUUGGACAUUGAUCAACUGCUUCUCACAUCCAAAGCCUCCACCUCUGAUGCUUACUCCAAAACUAUUGUUGAAUCAAUCCUUGAGCGAGUAACAAAGGAACAUUCUACCAAUGUCUCUACUUUAUCUAAGGCAGUUUCUGAUUCUACUGAUGUCUUGAAGCUAACGACUGAAAAAGUCAAUAAACUAAUUGCCGACACAAUGCAAUUUAUGGAAGAUUACAAAACAACUUAUAACUCCAACACAGUAGCUGCGAACAAGGCAAUUCAGAACAUUGGUAUUUUAUUUCAAACCAAAAAUUUGAACUUUGUUGAGCUUUGCAAGGCUCCUAAGUCUGAUCAUGAAGCAUAUCAAUCUUCUAUCAUUGAGCAAAUAACAAUGCUCCAGGACGAUCUUGCAACAAAAAAAUAA